CUUGUCGUCAUCAUUGUCUUGGGUUGCCUUUUUGCGUUCUUCCAUACUCGGAUAGUGCGCACUUUACAGCCUGCAGUGGAGCAGAUUCAUGACUUGAAAUUCGGAUGGUUCAUCCCAAUUGCGAUUUUCUUUGUGAUAUCAUUCCCUCCGCUGUUUGGUCACGAGGUACUGGCUAUCCUCUGCGGACUUGUGUGGGGCGCUUGGGUUGGCUUCGCCAUCACCGCAGCUGGCACUUUCAUAGGUGAAGUCGCCAACUUCUACACUUUCAAACAUUUUUGCCAAGCUCGCGGAGAUAAGUUGCAAAAAGACAGUAUCGUGUAUGCCGCUCUGUGCAAGGUGAUCCGUGAACGCAGUUUCAAAGUUGCGUUAGUCGUGCGUUACAGCGCUAUUCCAGGGCAUUUGACAACAGCCAUAUUCUCAUUGUGCGGAAUGGGUAUCUUUGCGUUCAUGCUAGCAGCUGUGCUAUCUCUUCCGAAACAAUUCAUUACUGUCUAUAUUGGUGUGAUGCUUGAAAGUGACCCCAACUCAUCUCCCGCUUCUACUAGUAGAAUCAUCGGUGAUGUGGUUGGUGCUAUCACACUUCUUGUGACUGUUGCUGCAAUGUGGUAUAUCAACAAGGCAGUGAACAAAGUGAAGCCACAAGUCAUACAGGAGCGUCAAAAGUCCCGGUCAGUGCCUCCUCAUACAAAGAGGCGCUUGACCGCUCACGAUUUCACCUUGCAGCUACGUUGACGUCAGUGUAACAUCGCCUGGCGGUAUAUUCAAUGCAGACAACGCCUCGCAAGAUUAUUCCUCCGCCUUCGACGAUAUGUCCGAUGAUGCUCGUGACGACAUGUCGUGCGAGGCCCUCCAUAAUGAAAGCCAUCCCGAAGACGCCCUCGGCCAUGCGGGCUCCACGUCACUUACCCGUACCACUACGCGUACAUUCAUGCCGGAUAUCGCAGAAGGUCAAAGCUAUAGGUUAAAUACUCUUCCUUAUGAUCCGUUCCCCGGCCCUCUCGACGCCACGAUUGGCUCUGAGACCAUGACAUCAUGCGUCACGCGGGCAUCAUCUCUGUCUUCUGUGGCUCGGACUGGAGGGCCGUCUGCCGUGCAAUAACCCUAUACUCCAUAAACGAUUAUACGGGCGCUCCGUGGACGACUUCCCUGACACACGCUGUUGUACGGCAAUCAGCGUUAGCGAGCACGUUUGU
Messenger RNA from Suillus clintonianus, 1193 nucleotides. RefSeq names its product snare associated Golgi protein-domain-containing protein. The record is from RefSeq and is a predicted model, not a curated record. Lineage: Eukaryota; Fungi; Basidiomycota; Agaricomycetes; Boletales; Suillaceae. The transcript is spliced from 6 exons. The annotation marks the transcript as partial.